Acipenser ruthenus (sterlet) is the source of this 1672-nucleotide messenger RNA. RefSeq names its product centrosomal protein of 76 kDa-like. The coding region runs from base 13 to 1227 and encodes 404 amino acids. The record is from RefSeq and is a predicted model, not a curated record. NCBI's taxonomy places the organism in Eukaryota, Metazoa, Chordata, Actinopteri, Acipenseriformes, Acipenseridae. The transcript is spliced from 8 exons.
UUUUUUUAGGAUAUGCCAAAUCGAGAAGUCAUUUCUGCUACAAAGGCUUCAAAACAUUUUGUGGACAAGGAGCCAGCAGAACUAAAGAAACCCAAUAUUGACCCAACUAGAAGAUACCUUUACAUGCAGAUUUUAGGAGGAAAGGCUUUUCUGGAGCACAUGCAGGAAUCUGAGCUUUUACCGGGACAGGUGUGCUCCACCUUUACCUUGUACCUGCACUUCCGGAACCAGCGCUUCCGCUCCAAACCUGUCCCAUGUGCCUGUGAGCCAGAUCUGCAGGAAGGAUUCCUCCUGGAAGUCCAAAGGGACCAUCUUGGUGAUGGCAAUAAGAUGGUGGAUGCAAUAACAAUGCUGUCAAUAAGGGAUCCAGUUCACAUGGUUCUUAUCAAAACUGACACCUCCAAUGAAAGAACAUUGGUUGCUUCCUGCUUUCUGGACUGGCAGUCAGUUCUGAGCUCACCAAAUGGGAGAACUAGUUCAGCUGUGGAGCUUUUGGGAGUAGGCAGUGAGGCAAAAGUUCUAGUUGGAAUCCUAAACCUAAAGCUGGAACUCCUUCCACAGCUGAACCAGACACUCACCCAGGAAGUAGUCAAUGCACAGCAAACUUUAGAGCGACAGAGAACUGCUGAGAAAGAGAGGCUGUUCCUUGUUUAUGCUAAGCAGUGGUGGAGGGAGUUCCUACAGAUCAGACCUUCACACAUCACAAAACUGGUCAAGAUUUUUGCUCAGGAUGAGAAUGGUGUGAAUCGACCUGUCUGCUCCUACAUCCGACCACUACGAGCAGGACGUCUGCUAGACACUCCACGACAAGCUGCCCGCUUUGUUAGCCUGUUAGGCUAUGAGAAAGCGCCUGUUGUAGGAGGUGGGGGGAAGCAGGAGCAGUGGUGCACCCUACUAAGUUUCCUUUGUCAGAAUAAGGGUGACUGUGAGGAUCACGCUAACCUCCUGUGCAGUCUCUUGCUUGGCUUUGGACUGAAUGCCUAUGUGUGUGUGGGGACCACAGCAAAAUCUGUGCCUCAUACCUGGGUAAUGGCAUGUGGGACAGAUGGGACCAUUACGUUCUGGAACAGCUUAACAGGGGACAGCUGCUCGGACGAGCCUGUGAGGAAGUCAUGGCCCGUCCCCAACGACAUAAAGGGACUGUGCGCACAGAUCUCAUCUCCAUUUUUCCUAUCAAGUACUGACCUGACAGGAGAAGCCUAUCGGAUAAGUACUUGUUGCUUAUGACUAUAUAAUUUUCACUAAUUUUUGUGUUUUACAUAAUUUAUGCAAUCAUUUAUUUAUGCUGUAAUAGUUUUUAAAAAAAUUAAUUACGCAUAUAUUGUGAACUACAGCCUGUUGCGUACCACUGAGGCCUUGUACCCCACAGUCGCCCCUUCCCAGGGAUCAAGCAACCUAAGUUGGCUGAUUUUGUGCUCUCUCCCCAGGCUGCAAUAGUUCUGGCUGGAGUUAUUUUAUUCUUGUUUUGGCUUCGGACAAAAUUACGAGAUGGUUUGUAUAAUGAAUUGUUAUUACUGUAUUUUGUAUGAAAUAAAUAUUUUCUUUCUCAUUGUAUUUUUCUGUAAUUUCAGAGACUAAGUGCAGGCUUGUCUGCAAUGCGUACUGUGGCACACGUGUAGUGAGAGAAGCUGCUGGGUUCAACAACUCUACACAGGACCAAGAGGCUGCUUCG